AUGGAUAAGAGUUGGAUGCAAGGAAAAUCUAGGUUGCAUCCUGCAUAUAAAAGAGGUCUUAAUGAAUUUAUCAAGAUUGUUCGCGAUCACACAGAUAGCAUGGGAAGGACUUGUUUCCCUUGUGCCCGAUGCAAAAAUGGUCAUUUAGAUCCCAUUCAGGUGGUUGAAGAUCACUUGCAAGAUUUUGGAAUACACAAGGAUUAUACACUAUGGAUACACCAUGGAGAAGAUUAUGAAAUUGUCUCUGAUGAUGACGAUGUUGAUGAGGAAGAAACACACGGUUAUACAAAUAAUGGGGUUAGUGAACUUCUUGAAGAUGUGUGUGCCAGAGCAAAAAACAAUGAAUGUUCAGGUACACAAGAUAGUUGUGAAAACAUAGAUAUGUUUGACAGUCUCUUGAAGGAUGCCUGCGAGUCUUUGUAUCCUAAUUGCAAGAAUUUUUCGAAGUUAGAGUUUGUUAUGAGGUUGAUGCAUAUCAAGAUAAUGAAUCACAUGAAUAACAAGUCAUUCCAGAUGAUCCUUGAUUUAAUUAAAGCAGCAUUUCCUGAAGGUGAGACACUUCCAAACACCUAUUACGAGGCUAAGAAACUAUUGAGGAACCUUGGACUUGGUUAUACAGUAAUUCAUGCAUGCAGAUACGACUGUGCACUUUUCUGGAAGGAAAAUGAGAAUCUUGAAAACUGUCCCAAGUGUAAUGAGCCGAGAUAUGAAAUAUUGGAAAAAGAUACAGAAAAGGGAGAAAAUGUGUUUAUGCAUCCAACAGAUUCUAAAAUUUGGCAAGAGCUCGAUGAGAAUCACAAGUGGUUUGCCAGAGAUUCACGUAAUGUCCGACUUGGCAUUGCAAGCGAUGGGUUUAUUCCAUCUAAUGACCUCAAUGGAAAACCACAUAGUAUUUGGCCUGUAAUUGUUGUUCCGUAUAAUUUGCCACCUUGGAGAUGCAUGAGAGAGCCCUUCAUAUUUUUGACUCUACUAAUACCAGGGCCUAACAGUCCCGGAAAUGAUAUCGACGUUUAUCUAAGGACACUGAUAGAUGAAUUAAAAGAGUUAUGGGAAAUUGGUGUGAAGACUUUUGAUGCAGAUUCAAAGGAAGUAUUUCAGCUUCAUGUUGCGUUGUUAUGGACGAUCAAUGAUUUUCCUGCAUAUGGGAACUUGUAUGGAUGGAGUACUCAUGGGUAUCUAGCUUGCGCACUAGAAGUCAUCGAGAAACAAGAUUUUGGGAAGGCACCGAACACCAAAAAGAGAAAAUGUUAUGAUUUUGAGUUAAAUUGGACAAAAAAGAGUAUUUUUUUCGAAUUGCCAUAUUGGAAGACUAAUAAGUUGCGUCACAAUGUUGAUGUUAUGCAUGUGGAGAAAAAUAUUUGUGAUAGUGUUGUAGGAACGCUGAUGGACAUAGAGAAGAAAACUAAAGAUACGAUAAGAUCUAGAGCAGACCUGGAAAGAUUGGGUUUGAAGAAGGAGCUGCAUCUAACUAAGAGAGGUAACAAGUUAAUCAAGCCACCUGCAUCUUAUACUUUAUCGGUUCCAGAGAGAAAAAUAUUAUGCGAGUGGUUGAAGUCGGUGAAGUUUCCUGACGGCUAUGCCUCAAACAUUGCUCGGUGUGUAAAGGAAAAAGAUGGUAAGGUAUCCGGAAUGAAGAGCCAUGAUUGUCAUGUAUUUCUACAACGGAUUCUUCCUGUUGCACUGCGUGGUUUCCUGCCGAAAAAUAUAUCUAGUGCAUUAGUUGAGCUUGGUGUUUUCUUAAAGGAAUUGUGUUCGAAGACACUAAGACUGGAAGUACUAGAGAAAAUGGAAAAGGAUGUUUCCGUACUACUAUGCAAGUUGGAGCAGAUUUUUCCACCAGCAUUUUUUGAUAUUAUGGUUCACUUGAUAGUUCACUUACCACAUGAAGCUAUUCUUGGUGGACCCGUGCAAUAUCGUUGGAUGUACCCAAUUGAAAGGUAUUUACGCACACUAAAGCAAUAUGUACGAAACAAGGCACGACCUGAAGGUUCCAUUGCCGAGGCAUACAUCAACAACGAAUGUCUUACUUUUUGCUCUAUGUAUCUACAUGGAAUUGAAACACGUUUCAACCGGGAAUAUCGAAAUGACGAUGGUGGAUCUGGAGAACCAAUUAAGGAGCUGAGUGUUUUCUCAAAUGAUGCUCGACCUCUUGGAGCUGCUAAAAAUACAACAUAUGGAAGAACUAGAAAGGAAGACCCUCGGAAUGUGGAUAUGAGACAUGAAAAAUAUUUUUCUAAAUGGUUUGAAGAACGGGUAAAUCGUUUACGAGAAGAGAAUUCUCCUAAUGUUUCAGAUGAAAUGUAUUCACUAGCAGUUGGCCCUGAUUCACGCGUAGUGCGAUAUAGUGGGUGUAUCACUAAUGCAAUACGAUUUCAUACAAGGGAUCGGGAAGUAAACUUGCGAACACAGAAUAGUGGUGUUGUAGUAAAGGGGGAGCACCAGUCUAAUGUUGCUGAUUUUUAUGGUGUGUUAAUAGAUGUCUUAGAGCUAAGUUACCUGUAUGGAAAUAAAGUUUUUCUUUUCAGAUGUGAUUGGUGGGACACCGACAAGAGAAGGAAAAAUAUUGUCACCGAUAGCCACUUCACUAGUCUUAACUUCUCUCAGACAUGGUACAAAGACGAUCCUUUUGUUCUUGCUGACCAAGUGCAACAAGUUUUCUACCUUAAAGACCUUAAACUGCGCGGAAAAUGGUUUGUUGUUCAGCAUGUAAUGCCUCGGAAUGUUUAUGAUGUCUUAGAGAAAGAGGUUGGGCCAGAACCAAACAAUGACGAGGCAUAUCAGCAAGAUGAACACUUCACAACAGAAAACAUAGAACAAGAUAAUUCUGGAAAUGCAUAA
Messenger RNA from Papaver somniferum (opium poppy), 2838 nucleotides. RefSeq lists its product as uncharacterized. The coding region runs from base 1 to 2838 and encodes 945 amino acids. The transcript is spliced from 6 exons. The record is from RefSeq and is a predicted model, not a curated record. NCBI's taxonomy places the organism in Eukaryota, Viridiplantae, Streptophyta, Magnoliopsida, Ranunculales, Papaveraceae.